AUGGCCGCCACUGCCGAGGAGCCAGUUAUCCCCACCGAGCCGGAGGUUGAGGCGCCGGCUACCGAGGAGCCUGUCAAGGAAGAAGCUCCUGUGCCGGAGCCCAAAAAAACUGCCCCCGCCGACACUGCCACAAAGAAAGUCACCGCGUCGAGGAAGCGCAAGACGUCCACUCACCCUCCUUACUUCGAGAUGGUUAAGAACGCGAUCGAGACUCUGAAGGAGAGGACCGGAUCGAGCCAGUACGCGAUCACCAAGUUCAUCGAGGAGAAGCAAAAGAAUCUGCCGCCGAAUUUCAAGAAGCUCCUGCUCAUGCAGCUGAAGAAGUUAGUCGCCGCCGGGAAGAUCAACAAAGUCAAGAACUCGUACAAGCUCCCACCGGUCCGUGCUCCCAGAUCGGCUACUGCUGCCCCGGCCAAGAAGAAGCCGUCUCCCGCCGCUGCAAAGCCAAAGCCAAAGGCGAAGCCGAAAGCCGCUGCCAAAUCCAAGGCCGUCGCGAAGUCCAAGGCGAAGCCUAAAGCCGCCGCCGCCAAACCCAAGGCUGCUGCCGCCGCGAAACCUAAGACUGCUGCUGCCAAGCCCAAGCCGGCUGUGAAGGCUAAGCCAGCUGCCAAAGCUAAGCCGGCUGCUAAGACCAAGGCUGUAGCUCCUGCAAAGCCGAAGGCCGCCCCAAAACGUAAGGCUCCCGAAAGGGCAAAGGCUGAGAAGAAGCAGCCGGCCAAGGUGGCAAGGACCUCGACGAGAUCGACUCCCAGCAAGAAGGCUGCGGCGCCGCCACCCCCGAAGAAAGCUCCGGCGGCGAAGAAGGCGGCUGCGAAGAAGACUCCGGCCAAGAGCGCGAAGGCGAAGACUGUGAAAUCUCCGGCGAAGAAGGCCGCCGCGAGGAAGGGGAGGAAGUAG
Molecule: messenger RNA, 897 nt
Organism: Striga hermonthica
Lineage: Eukaryota; Viridiplantae; Streptophyta; Magnoliopsida; Lamiales; Orobanchaceae
Source: the annotation of a GenBank genome assembly